AGGCGCUUUGCGCAUGCUCAGUGCAGCCAGUCUGACCUUCACUGCAAGCGAAUAUGUUCGCCAGGGCCAGCGCGGUGGUCUUCCUCCCACAAUGUGGGCAGGUCAGGAGCAUGGCUACGUUGAAGGACAUCACCAUUAGGUUGAAGGCUGUCAAGAACAUCCAGAAGAUCACCAAGUCCAUGAAGAUGGUGGCCGCCGCUAAGUAUGCUAGGGCAGAGAAGUCCUUGAAGCCAGCCCGUGUCUAUGGCACCGGCGCACUGUCACUCUAUGAGAAGGCUGACAUCAAGGCUCCAGAGGAUAAGAACAAGCACCUGCUUAUCGGUGUGUCGUCUGAUCGUGGGUUGUGCGGUGCUAUCCACAGCAGUGUGGCCAAAGCCAUUAAGAGUGAAAUCGCCAAACUUGCUGGUGCUGGCAAAGAGGUCAUGGUGGUUAAUAUAGGGGACAAACUCAGGGGCCUGCUUUACAGGACCCAUGGCAAUCACAUCCUCAUUAACUGCAAGGAAGUGGGCAGGAAACCCCCUACAUUCACUGAUGCUUCUAUCAUUGCCACAGAGCUGCUGGACUCAGGCUACGAGUUUGACCAGGGCACCAUCAUCUAUAACAGAUUCAAGUCUGUUAUUUCAUACAAGACAGACGAGAAGCCCGUGUAUUCAAUGGACACAGUUGCAAACUCAGAGAACAUGGGCGUCUAUGAUGAUAUUGAUGCUGAUGUACUGAGGAACUAUCAGGAGUUUGCCCUGGUCAACAUCAUUUACUAUGGAUUGAAGGAGUCUGCCACUAGCGAGCAGAGUGCUCGGAUGACCGCUAUGGACAGCGCCAGCAAGAACGCCUCUGAGAUGAUUGAUAAGCUGACCCUCACCUUCAACCGCACUCGCCAGGCCGUCAUCACCAAGGAGUUGAUUGAGAUCAUCUCUGGAGCUGCUGCACUAUAAAGAGGACCCAUCCAGACCGUCAUUGUGGUUCUGAAUAAAAGAAUGCUUUCCAGUUCAGUCAUCUGGUGUCAAGUUAAAUAAUGUGCUUCUGUUUGUAAGAUAUGAGUAAAUAAAAAUAAACCUCUUACAUUGACAUCCAUUA
Pygocentrus nattereri (red-bellied piranha) is the source of this 1074-nucleotide messenger RNA. It is a transcript of the gene atp5f1c, whose product is annotated as ATP synthase F1 subunit gamma. Gene Ontology annotation, molecular function: proton-transporting ATP synthase activity, rotational mechanism. Gene Ontology annotation, biological process: proton motive force-driven ATP synthesis. NCBI's taxonomy places the organism in Eukaryota, Metazoa, Chordata, Actinopteri, Characiformes, Serrasalmidae. The transcript has 9 exons. Bases 54 to 932 code for a protein of 292 amino acids. The record is from RefSeq and is a predicted model, not a curated record.